UAACAAAAAAAAAUUGUUAUUUUGAAAAUUAUAGCAAGCGAUGGCAGCAGCUGCCGAAAAUAGCAAAAGCAAUGCAGAUUUUGAAGAUGAAGGCGAAAGAGAAGAAGAGCAAGAAAAUGAUACGGAUUGGGAAGGAUAUACAGAGCUGGAAAUGGAUAUGGAUAGCGAUGUAGAAAGUUUAUAUUCAAAUUUUCGUAUACAAGAAGAAGAAGAGCAAGAAGUAGCAGCAGCUAGAGCUAGUGCAAGUCCAAGGAUAACAAAACCACAAGCUACUAUAACAGGUGUGGAGCCAAUGGUUAAAUAUCCUUUUGAGCUUAAAACAGGCGUGGGCAAUAUAUUAACGGUGCAUCAUACGGUGAAGGAUGAGCAAGGACAACAGCAGCGCAUACGCAUUGCUGCCAGCUGCUUUAAUGAGCUGAGCAAUAAGCUGCUGGUUAUUGAUAAGCGUGGCAACAUUUUUAUAUUUGACUUUGUUAGCAAGCGCUAUUGGCGUCUUGGACUGCGUUUGCCACAGGCAACACAGUUGAUGGCUUCACCACUGAAUCGCAAUGAGUAUUUGGUGGCUAACAAAUUGGGUCAAAUAUUUGUAGUGCAUGUGGAGCACUCGCUGGUGAACAGACGCAAUGAUGUGGGCAAUGCUGCAAUUGAGCAAAUAAGCUGGGGAAAUCGUAUACAAAGCUGCACAGCUACCAAUAUGCUGCUGCGCUAUGGCGCCGAGUCAAAGCUGCUGAAUCUAAAGACGCUGCAGGUGUCGCAUCAACUGGAGUUUGAUCAGUCGCGCUACUCGCUUAAGCUGGCUGCCUAUAUGCCCAAUACGGAUCAGUUCUUUACAUGCUUUACCAAUGAUGCGCUGCAUGUUUGGUCAUCACAUACGCUGCAAGUUGUGCGCAUUGCGCAGCCCAUCAAAGCGCUGCAGCGUAAGCUGCGUCUGCAGAGUGCAGAGAAGCGCAUAGCAGAGUUUGAGCUGCGCGGUUCGGAUGACAGCGAUGAGGAAGCGGACACAUUGGAGCUUAAUUUUGAUUGCCAGGAUCAUAACUUUGCAGAUGGCAAGCUGCUGGCUUAUAGCUUUACGCCAAAUGGCAAUAAGUUGUGCUUUAGCACACUCGAUGGCUAUUUGCUGCUGCUAAGCGCUGCGAGCUUGGAGCUGGAGCGUCUGUAUCGCCUGCGAGAUUUUACGCUUAAGCAGCUGCUGCUGCUGCCACAGCCAAAGGAGCGCAUACUGUUUGGCAUAACAGCGCGUGGUGCGGUUAUAAUGUUGGAUUUGGAGCAAACAGCGCACAAGUUGAUAGUGCAGCAGCCAGUGGCAAGCAGCUUGAGCUUGAGUCGCGAUGGCAAGCUGCUAAGCGUGCUGUCCAAAUGCGGCGAGGUGAAUGUUUGGUCCACUUGUCGACUUUACAAUGCGCUGCAAGCGCAAACGCAGUGCAUCAGUCAAGUGCGUGCGGCUAUAAAGCAGCCCAAGCUGCCGCUGCGUAGCAUAGGCGGCAUGCAGCACGAGCUGCGGCAGCUGCUGAAGCGUGAGCGCUUGGAGGCAAUGCUGCGCGAGUAUGGCUGCUAUCCGGAAAAGUAUCGCUUUAUUAUAUGGAGCACGCUGCUGCAGCUGCCAAGCAAUGGCGCGCAGUUUCAAGCGCUGCUAAAGCUUGGCCAGCCUGCUGUAGUCAAGCAGCAGUGCAAGAAGAUUAACAAAGAGCUGCCACGACGUGGUGUUAUCAAGGUGUGGAGCUGCCUUGCGCACUGGUGCAAAGUGUUUGGCUAUGCUGAGUUUAUGCCACAUUUGCUGUAUCCGUUUGUUAAGCAGCUGCCCAAGCAUUCGCUGGUGAUUUUCGAGCUUAUGAUGACGCUGCUGCUAAAUCAUUUUCAGCUUUACUUUGAAUUCUAUCCGCUGCCACCGGAGAACUAUCUAGCCAUGUGUGAGAAUCUGCUGCAGUGUCAUGAUGCGCAGCUUUGUAAGUACUACAAAUCGCUGGAGCUAAAGUCACAGGACUAUGCCUGGUCGCUGCUGCACAAUGCAUUUGCCGAAGCGCUGGAGCAGCAGCAGUGGCUAAUGCUUUGGGACAAUGUGCUCACCGAGCCGAGCUACUUUCUCAUCUUUGUUGUUGUGGCCUACAAUAUGCUGCAUCGCGAAGUGCUGCUGCGUCUGCCGGACAAGCAGGCGGUGCAGAAUUUCUUUCGCGAGCAAAAUGCUACAGAUGUGCCCAAGCUGCUGUCACGUGCGCGCAAGCUAAUGCGCCAAUGUGACGCCUCCAUGCAUCCGCGUCGUUUUUUGCAGCCAUUCGAACCCGUGCCCAAGGGUGUGUAUCCCAAAUUUCUCAACUAUCCCAGUCAAUGGAUUAGCGAGCAGGAGGAACGCAAGCUGUUGAUGCUUAAACAGCAGCAGGACAUUGAUGCGCGCAUACGUCACUUGGAGCUGGAAGAGCUCAAAAUCAAAAAACGUCUUGAAAACGGCCUUAAGCAAGAGGAGCACACACGUCGCCUUAAGGAAAUGGAAAAACUCUAUCAGGACACCAUACAAGCCGAGGAGGAGCGCAUUUCCUGUCAUCGCAAAAUGCUGCUCACCUAUCAGCUGGAGGUGCGUCAGCGCAAAAGCGAGGUCAUCACUCAGCUGCAGCAGUCGCAGCAGCGUCGUCGUGUGCUCGAAAUGGAAAAGGACAUUGACUUGCUUAUGCACAGCAUUGAACGCGAACGUCGGCGUCGUAAUCAAGAAAUGCUUUUCGCUGAGGAUGAAAUACGCAAUCAGGAACUGGAGCUGUUGGCGCAACGUUACUACGCCGAAACCGCUGGCGCACCGCUUGCCCAAAAAUAUUAUGAUAAUAUACAGAAAAUGUGCCAGGAGCGCGAUGAGCUGCAAAGCAAUCUCAGAGAAAUGACCUUGGAGCAUCUGCAAAAGCCGCGCAUUUCGGAAACCUCAAUACCAAUGGAGCCGCAGCUCAUCGAAAUCGAGCGCUCCAUACUCGAAAUACAACGUGAAUUUAGCGAUAUUAUAAAUAGCGAGGAAUAGUCUGACCAAAAACGAGAGAUUUGUACCUUCAAACAACAACACCUGCCUAUAAUCUAGUGAUAGUCUUUAUCAGACAUUUAUAUUGCGUUAGAAAUUUACAAAAACAACAACUGUGCAUUAUUAUACAUUUUAUAUGAACAUUAAA
Molecule: messenger RNA, 3140 nt
Organism: Drosophila busckii
Lineage: Eukaryota; Metazoa; Arthropoda; Insecta; Diptera; Drosophilidae
Product: TBC1 domain family member 31
Exons: 3
Coding region: 41-2995 (984 amino acids)
Cellular component (GO): centrosome
Molecular function (GO): protein binding
Source: RefSeq, a predicted model, not a curated record